This is a messenger RNA of Mangifera indica (mango), 1210 nucleotides long. RefSeq lists its product as uncharacterized. The record is from RefSeq and is a predicted model, not a curated record. The transcript is spliced from 5 exons. Bases 12 to 707 code for a protein of 231 amino acids. NCBI's taxonomy places the organism in Eukaryota, Viridiplantae, Streptophyta, Magnoliopsida, Sapindales, Anacardiaceae.
GUGAAAGCAAUAUGGCUAUGGCUAUUACCUCCAGAAUAUCAAAUCCUUUGAUGUGUAAUUGGUCAGAUCGUCCCGUUACCAAGAAGAACUCCUCUCUUCGAAUGAAUUCGAGUACCCGUUUACGAACUCAAUCUUUGUCAAUAGAGACUGAAGUCACUGACACUGUUGAAUCUCAGUCACUCGUUCGUCGCCUCAUUCUUCUUCGGCAUGCUAAGAGUUCCUGGGAAUACCCUUCACUUCGAGAUCAUGAUCGCCCUUUGAGUAAAGCUGGAAAGGAUGAUGCCAUAAAAGUUUCACAGAAGCUGCAACAGUUGGGCUGGAUACCUCAACUUAUUUUAUCCAGUGAUGCAGUGCGAACAAGGGAGACCCUUAAGAUAAUGCAGGAACAUGUGAGAGGCUUUUUAGAAGCUGAAGUUCAUUUCAUUUCCAGCUUUUACUCUGUUGCAGCAAUGGAUGGACAAACUGCCGAGCAUCUUCGGCAAGCUAUAUGUAAAUACUCAGUGGAUGAAAUAGUUACCGUCAUGUGUAUGGGACAUAAUAGAGGAUGGGAGGAGGCAGCAUCAAUGUUUGCUGGUGCAUUGAUAGAACUUAAGACAUGCAAUGCUGCUUUGCUUGAAGCGUCUGGAAAAUCGUGGGAAGAGGCAUUUGCUAUUGCAGGACUUGGGGGGUGGAAGCUCCAGGGCAUAGUAACACCCAGUACCGCUUAGAAUUUUGUAAAAUUCUGAAUAUUAGCAGUACUUAUGCAGACCCUUUGUGACCUGAACGGCUAACCCUUAAUGGAAAAAAGAAGAAAAAAUGUCUACAGGUUGUUCUACUUGUAACAAGUUGUGCCUCUCCCGAAUCUUUGUCUGCAUCUUCCAAAAAAUUUACACUCCGAGAAAGUUAAGAUAAUACUGCCCUGACACCAGAACUGCAGUCAGCAAAGUGCAGAAAGGUGGAAACUAAUCUUAUUUGCCGCCAGAUAUAAUUCUUGAUUAACUGGCUAUAGAUUUUGGUUAAGAGUACGCAAUAGCAAUAUGCCAAAGUGAAGUAUGCUGAUUUUCUACACUAGGGGAUCCCCAGAGCUUUGAAGGGCAAAAGCUAGAGCAUCCAGAAAUCAUUUGAAAUGGCCAAAGAUAUAACUUGGAAUGAAUGUAAAUACUUUAAUCUGAUUAUGGAAAUUUUUUCUCAAAUGAUUGCAAUCAUCUUAUAUAGAAGGAAUUCUACUACA